Molecule: messenger RNA, 1047 nt
Organism: Schistosoma turkestanicum
Lineage: Eukaryota; Metazoa; Platyhelminthes; Trematoda; Strigeidida; Schistosomatidae
Source: the annotation of a GenBank genome assembly
AUGCACAAAUUAUAUCAUUAUAACAAAUAUUUCCUAUCGAAAUCAUCAUAUUCUACAAAUUCUGACUUAGAAGUGAUUGUUGUUGGUUUAAACAAAACUGGAACAAGUUGUUUAAAAUCUGCUUUAGAAACAUUAUAUCAUGGAUCACCAUGUUUUCAUUAUACUGAUUUAUUAUAUGAAUCGAAUGAAACUAUAGAAAAAUGGUUAGAAUUACAUUUAUGCCAGCAUCAAACACGUGUGAAUGGUUUUCAUUAUAAUACACAAGAACUGUUGAGGAUGUUAUUGAAAAAUUAUAAAUCUGUAUCUGGUAUACCGAUUACAUCAUUCUUAAAUGAUUUAUUACAAAUGUUUCCUAAUGCUAAAGUAAUUUUAACCGUACGUAAUGCUGAAUUAUGGCAUGCUGCUUGUCGAGCCAAUCUUAUUCCAUAUCGAUCCAAUAAUAAUUCGAAAUUAUUACAAUUCAUUCAAAAAUUCAACAUUUUUUCAUGGUUAACUGAUUUGGAUCGUUUGAAAUUGUUAUCUUUACAAAAUACACUUGGAAAAACAGUGAAUUUAAAAAAUGACAAUGAAUUAAUUACAGCUUAUAGUCGAUGGAAUGAUCAUGUGAAAUCAAUUGUACCAAAAGAACGUUUACUAAUUUAUAAUAUUAAACAAGGUUGGCAACCAUUAUGUGAAUUUUUACAUAAACCUAUACCAUGUUGUACAUUUCCUGGUCGAAAUACUCCUCUCUCUGUAUGUAAUAAUAUGAUACGUUAUAGUAAAACAUUAUUUCAUUUUUCACUUUAUACUUUAAUUUAUUUAUUUAUGUUUUAUUAUUUUUUAAAUAUGUUAAGAUAAAUAAAUGAUGAUUAUUUAUUGAAAAGGAAAGUUUGAUAUUGACGCUCUUUUUUUCCUCUUUUAAAUUGCGCGCGCGCGCGCGAAAACAUAUUCAUUACAAGUUAAAACAAACAAACAACACACAAAUCACAGUUUUCUUCAUUAUGAUUAUCUUUCGACUGUUGCAGCUCUUCUUGAUACAAAAAAUCCCUUCCCUGAUCACUUGUUUAG